This is a messenger RNA of Fusarium pseudograminearum CS3096, 1419 nucleotides long. RefSeq lists its product as uncharacterized. Lineage: Eukaryota; Fungi; Ascomycota; Sordariomycetes; Hypocreales; Nectriaceae. The transcript has a single exon. The coding region runs from base 1 to 1419 and encodes 472 amino acids. The record is from RefSeq and is a predicted model, not a curated record.
AUGCCUCGGACUGGUGCUUUAUGCACCUCAUUGCUAGGCAUCCGCCUCGAAGGGAAUCAACCUUCAUACUCCCCAGGCGACACAAUCAUCGGAACUGUCUAUAGGAGGAAUCACGUAGUCAGCGCAAAUGCUUCAAUCUUCAUUUCAGUGUCGGGCAGGUCCAAGACCAAGAUGGUAGUCAGCAGGGGAAACAGCAGCUCCACCUACAGAGGCCGUUUCAACCUCAUCCCGCCCAGAAAUCGACAAAAGAUCUUUGGAGGUCCCAUCCACAUCGAAGUUGGAGGCGACGAGCAGGCCUGGCCUUUUGCCAUCACUCUGCCCAAAUACGUCGAUCCGGAUCAUCUGCAAAAUGGAGAUCAGAGCGAGAGCUUCUUGCCCUUGCGCACGGCGGACCACGUUCUCCCGUCGACAUAUGCGUAUCCCACUGUGGGUCAUACCGAGGCUUUUGUCGAGUACUUCUUGACAGCUACAAUGCAACUUGGUGGAAAAGGCGAUACACUUGAAGCCACCCUUCCGAUUACGGUGAUGAGCCUGGACCCGAACCCUCCCAUCGCAGAUUUUGAGCUCAAAAAGGCGCGGAGUAUUCACCAGAUUGUGACCUAUCGUCUAGUUCCGGGUAUGGAUGAGGUCAAGCUCUCAUUCUCACAAAAGUUCAAACAGGUCCUCCAGACAACUAGCGUUCCCGUAUUUGCCUUUAACCUGUUUAUUGGUGUUCCAACCGCUAUCCAGCUCGACAAUCCCAACCCUUUACCUCUGCUGUUACACAUCGUUCCAAACAAAAAGGACACGAGCCAAGUCCUUCACGAUGUGCCACAAAAGGUCAAAUUGGGAUUCCUUGCUAUCCAUGUUGUUACAACUACGGAAAUCAUGUGCGAAGGGUCAUUUACUCCCCAUACAAAGGACAAAAACGCAGAAAUUAACCUUUGUCUCAUGAAUGCUCUUUCCAUCGCCAAAGAUGGCAUAUAUAUACCAUGUGAAAACAACUGUACCCCCAUCAAUAUCGGAGCCAUGCUUGAUUUGCGUCUCGGAUGUUUUGGCACCGGUUUCCCUCAUCGCCACGGGGGGUCUCGGUCUUUCAACCCAAGUUUUACCACAUACAACAUCCGUCAAACGCACAAGUUGAAAUGGGAAAUCAGAGGGACGAUAGCUGGAGAGUUUUUCAAAGAGCACGGGGCUAUACCAGUCAAGUUGCUGGCCCCGAGUGACGAACGAGGGUCGGGGCGGUUUGAACCGGAUGUCAAGGUCCCUGUCCCAAAUGCUGAAGCCGCAGGAGAAAGUGAAACUAUUGCCGGACCUUCCCAAGUACAACGGAACGAGUCAUGGAUCCAGCCUCCAGCUGAAGAUGAGGCGCCACCUAGCUUUACUCAAGUAGUAAACGAGGAUGCAGGAUCACGUCCGCCAGAGAAGGCUAGUACUUAG